CUCAAUCGCGCAAUCGCGAGACUCGCCGAAUCACACGCCUGGACAAUUCUGACUAUUUGUUAUGCGUACUACGUCAUUGAAUCGGGGUAUAAUAUUCAAGAUGGUGCUCGAAAGUACAGUUAUUUGUGUUGAUAAUAGUGACUACAUGAGAAAUGGAGAUUUUGUUCCAACUAGAAUGCAAGCUCAGCAGGAUGCAGUGAAUUUGGUCUGUUUAUCCAAGACGAGAUCCAAUCCAGAAAACAAUGUUGGUUUAUUACAGAUGUCAGGGACUGAGGUUCUUGUAACACCCACAACAGAUGUAGGCAGAAUUUUAGCCAGACUCCAUGAAGUCGGUCCAAAAGGAAAUAUCUCAUUUGUAACAGCCGUCAGGGUUGCACAUCUUGCAUUGAAACACAGACAAGGAAGAAAUCAUAAACCUAGAAUAGUAGUGUUUGUUGGCAGUCCUAUAGAAGAAGAGGAAAAAGAUAUUGUAAAGAUGGCUAAGAAGUUGAAGAAAGAAAAAGUGAAUGUAGAUGUUAUUAAUUUUGGAGAAGAGGGAGUAAACACAGAAAAAUUGACUAGUUUUAUUAAUGCUAUUAACGGUAAAGAUGGGACAAGUUCGCAUUUGGUAACUGUACCACCAGGACCAAUGUUAUCUGAUGCGUUAUUGAGUUCACCAGUUAUUGUAGGAGAAGAUGGUACUGGCGCUGGUAUUGGAGCUGUUGGAUUUGAAUUCGGUGUGGAUCCAAAUGAAGAUCCUGAAUUAGCACUGGCUUUGCGUGUAUCUAUGGAAGAACAACGUGCUAGACAAGAGAAAGAAGCAAGAGAUACAGUUACAGCCUCCAUAGCAGAUACUCCAGCAGAAACCACUCCAGCUACUGGUGAUGAAGCAUUAUUAGAGAGUGCUAUAGCUAUGUCCAUGAAUGAAGAAGGAUCAGCAUCAGAAUCCCCAGAUCUACACACAAUGACGGAAGAUGAACAAAUAGCAUUUGCAAUGCGAUUAUCUAUGGAUCCCAGUGCCAGUGAUACAGAAACACCAACUCCAAUGGAUGUUGAGGAGGGUGCUGGAACAAAAUCAGGAGAGAAAGCAGAGGAUGAUGAUUACUCAGAAGUGAUGAACGAUCCUGAUUUUUUACAAAAUGUUUUAGAAAAUUUACCUGGUGUAGAUCCUAAUAGUGAAGCUAUACAAAAUGCUAUGAGCUCUUUACAAAAAGAUGGUGCAAAGAAAGAUGAUAAAGAUUCAAAAGAUGGAAAGAAAUAACUCCUGUUUGUGUAAAACUUAUUUAAAAUAUAAACAAUAAAUUACAUUUAGAUGUAUUUGAGGAAUAUGUGAAGAAGUUCAAUUUGCAUUCUCUAAGGAUGAUAUAUCUCAACACAAAGUGAAUUUGUUAAAAACAAAGGUUAAAAUAAAUGGGUAUGUGAUUGGU
This is a messenger RNA of Patella vulgata (common limpet), 1406 nucleotides long. RefSeq names its product 26S proteasome non-ATPase regulatory subunit 4. Bases 62 to 1240 code for a protein of 392 amino acids. Lineage: Eukaryota; Metazoa; Mollusca; Gastropoda; Patellidae. The record is from RefSeq and is a predicted model, not a curated record. The transcript has 11 exons. Gene Ontology annotation, biological process: proteasome-mediated ubiquitin-dependent protein catabolic process. Gene Ontology annotation, molecular function: polyubiquitin modification-dependent protein binding. Gene Ontology annotation, cellular component: cytosol; nucleus; proteasome regulatory particle, base subcomplex.